Molecule: messenger RNA, 957 nt
Organism: Capra hircus (goat)
Lineage: Eukaryota; Metazoa; Chordata; Mammalia; Artiodactyla; Bovidae
Product: olfactory receptor 7G1-like
Exons: 1
Coding region: 19-957 (312 amino acids)
Biological process (GO): G protein-coupled receptor signaling pathway
Cellular component (GO): membrane
Molecular function (GO): olfactory receptor activity; G protein-coupled receptor activity
Source: RefSeq, a predicted model, not a curated record
AUCAGAUUUAUCAACAGUAUGGAACAGAGGAAUAAAACACGUGCUUCCGAUUUUCUUCUCAUGGAAGUGACAGAGGAUCCAGAGCUGCGGUCCUUCCUUUUCAGCCUCUUCUUGUCCAUGUAUCUGAUCACAGUCCUGGGAAAUCUGCUCAUCAUCCUAGCCGUCAGCUCUGACUCCCACCUCCACACCCCCAUGUACUUCUUUCUCUCCAAUCUGUCUGUUAACGACAUCUGUUUAAGCACUACCACAAUCCCAAAGAUGCUAGUGAACAUCCAAACACAGAAUCAGAGCAUCACUUACACAGGCUGCCUCACACAGAUCUGCUUUGUCCUGGUGUUUGCUAGUUUGGAAAGUUCUCUCCUUGCAGUAAUGGCCUAUGACCGGUAUGUGGCCAUUUGUCACCCACUGAGGUAUACUGUCAUCAUGAGUCCCCGCCUCUGUGGGCUGGUGAUAUUACUCCCCCUGUUUAUUAUUAUUAUGGAUGCCCUGCUCCACACUCUGAUGGUGUUACAGCUGACCUUCUGCACAGACCUGGAAUUCCCCCUCUUCUUCUGUGAAGUUGUUCAGGUCAUCAAGCUUGCAUGUUCUGAUACCCUCAUUAACAAUAUCCUGAUAUAUUUGGCAACUAGCAUAUUUGGGGGUGUUCCUGUGUGUGGAAUCAUUUUCUCUUAUAGUCAGAUAGUGUCCUCUGUCUUGAGGAUGCCAUCAGCAAGUGGAAAGUAUAAAGCUUUUUCCACCUGUGGCUCUCACCUCUCAGUUGUGUCCUUGUUCUAUGGGACAGGUUUUGGGGUGUACAUUAGUUCUGCUCUUACUAACUCAUCCAGAAACACUGCCGUGCUUUCAAUGAUGUACACUGUUGUUCCUCAGAUGAUGAACCCCUUCAUUUAUAGCCUGAGGAACAGGGACAUGAAAGGAGCCUUGAGGAAACUCAUCGUUAGGACUCCUUCUUUCCUGUGA